UGGAAGCGGCGGCGGUGGCGGCGGCGGCGAGGAGGGCGAGGCCGCAGGAUCCAGCAGCCAAGCACUAGGACUAGACAUCCCAGCAAUGACCAGCUCUCCUGUCUCCAGAGUUGUCUACAACGGCAAGAGGAAUAGCAGUCCCCGCUCUCCCACCAACAGCAGUGAGAUCUUCACUCCAGCACAUGAAGAGAAUGUGCGCUUCAUUUAUGAAGCCUGGCAGGGUGUCGAGCGAGACCUGCGCAGCCAGCUGUCCAGUGGUGAGCGGUGCCUAGUGGAGGAAUAUGUGGAGAAAGUUCCCAACCCCAGCCUGAAGAGCUUCAAGCCCAUCGACCUGAGUGACCUGAAGCGCCGGAACACGCAGGACGCCAAGAAGUCCUAGAGUGCCUGGCGCCCUCCCCUGGCCUCCAGAAGAUCAGGGUGCACUUGAUGGUCUCAAGUUGCCCCUGUCACUGGGGGAGCAGGGGUCUGGCCGUAUCUGCCCCUGUCCUUCUCCCCUGGCCAGCUGCUUCUUGGGUAGCACCUGGCCCGACCUGCCCAGCCCUCUCUGCUGUUACCUGCCAUGCCUCGCCCCUCCCCUUCCUGGCUGCUUAAGGUCAGGAAGGAAAAAGGGGAACACUGUUUCUUCGGCUGUCGGAACCUUGAAAUGACCAGAAAGUAGGACAUGCGCAGUCCCACCUGCAUCCAGUGUGGCUCUCUCCAAGGAGACUUGCUUUUAUUCUGCCCUGGACAUUUGGGGAGCUCCCCCUUCCAUCCCCACUGUCCGUCCUGACCCUUCCUUGCCCCACUUUCAGAGUGAGCCCAGGACAGUGCUGGCUCUCUGAGGGCAACCAGGCCUUGUGUCCUGGUACCUGCAGCCCGGUGGUCACAACAGUGCCCUGGACAGGGCAUUAAGGCCCACCCUGAAGGGGCGGUGCUGCCGGGCCUGUCUGGCUUUCUGGGAUGUGCUGGGAGGAUUACCAAGGCCCCCUUUUCUUGUGGCCUCUUGAAUCCAAGUGUCUGUAGCUUUGGAGACUGAGGGUCUGUGAAUAAAGGUGGGUGGCACUGGAA
Molecule: messenger RNA, 1047 nt
Organism: Apodemus sylvaticus (European woodmouse)
Lineage: Eukaryota; Metazoa; Chordata; Mammalia; Rodentia; Muridae
Gene: Mcrip1
Product: MAPK regulated corepressor interacting protein 1
Exons: 6
Coding region: 86-379 (97 amino acids)
Source: RefSeq, a predicted model, not a curated record